UUCGAUUUUGUUCUAUCAUCCGUGUUCGUCACACUAUUUUUCGGAGAACUUAUUUCUGGAUUAUCGAUUAAUUUCUAGCAUCUCUGUGUUAAUGCGAUUUAUUAGUAGUUGGUGUUCAGUAUUUUUUAUUAUGCUGUAAUCGUAUGAAAUAUUUAACUAAUUCUUAAGUUAUUUAAGCUUCGGUACGCGUGUAUAAUGCUAUUAGGUAGCAAUACCGAUAAACUUUCGAUUUUAUAUACGUUUUCUAAUGAAUAGUUUAAAAAUAUCAGUACUUUCGAACAAAAAGUCUUGAAACUUAACAUAUACCAAACGAAAUAUAAAAGUUUGUCACAAUAAAAAUAUGGCAAAGACGUACGAUUACCUCUUCAAGUUAUUAUUAAUUGGUGACUCUGGCGUAGGGAAAACGUGUAUUUUGUUUCGUUUUUCAGAGGACGCAUUUAAUACCACAUUUAUUUCCACCAUAGGUAUCGACUUUAAAAUUAGAACAAUUGAAUUUGAUGGGAAGAAAAUUAAACUUCAAAUAUGGGACACCGCAGGCCAAGAACGUUUUCGGACAAUAACAACAGCGUAUUAUAGAGGUGCGAUGGGUAUAAUGUUAGUAUACGAUAUAACGCAGGAAAAAUCUUUUGAAAAUAUAAAAAACUGGAUUCGCAAUAUAGAAGAAAAUGCGUCCGCCGAUGUGGAAAAAAUGCUUCUGGGUAAUAAAUGUGAACUGAAUGAUAAACGCCAGGUUUCUCGAGAGCGAGGAGAGCAACUGGCUAUAGAAUAUGGAAUAAAAUUCAUGGAGACAUCUGCUAAAGCCAGUAUCAAUGUGGAAGAAGCUUUCCUAACAUUGGCCAGCGACAUUAAAGCGAAAAUGGAAAAACGUUUGGAAGCAAAUAAUCCUCCAAAAGGUGGUCAUCAACUAAAAUUCGCAGAGACUAGGAAAACGGAAACCUGGCUUUCGAAAUGUAAUCUACUUUGACGAGAUAUUUGGAAAUUUCGAUGGAUACUUCUGAAGCUAAACUUUAAUAUCACCUUUUUAGUAAAAUUUAAGUUACCUAUUAGUAUUAAGUUCUAAAUAAUUAAAUUUAAAAUAUUAUUCUUUUAUUGUAUGUACCUAAUGUGCGAAUAUUAACAAUUAGUAAAUUAAUGUAACUAUUAUUGUAAACUAGAAAAAUUUAAAAAUCAAUAUUAACUAUCUAUAAACCAAUUAUAACAUUUUUAACAUAAAAUAAAAAAAAUGUUAAAAAAAAAUAAUGGUAUACUACAACCAUACAAAUGUUAGCCGAAAAAAGGUUGUAAAAAGGAAACUUUAGUUUGUAAUGUAUAUAUACUUACAUUUAUGUAUAAAUGCUAAUAUUUGCAAUCUAAUCUAAUAUAAUUACUUAACAUUAAAAUUACUGUAAGAAUGAAAAUACAGUUACAUACUGUAUUUAUACGUAUAUAUAAAUGCUAAUAAUUAAAAGCUAAACUUAAAUAAUUAUUAAAAGUAUGUUAAAAUAAAAAAAAAUAAAAAAUAGAACCAUAAAGUAUAAACAUGUAAAUUAAAAAAAAAAAAAA
Bactrocera oleae (olive fruit fly) is the source of this 1542-nucleotide messenger RNA. The record is from RefSeq and is a predicted model, not a curated record. NCBI's taxonomy places the organism in Eukaryota, Metazoa, Arthropoda, Insecta, Diptera, Tephritidae.